AUGAGUAGUCGCUGCUGCUCUGACCGUCCUCCUCCUUUCAGGGUGACGCCUGCUGGAGUCCGAUGGUUGACACCAGGUCUGAGGAAGUAUGAUCCAUCAAUAACUGCAGCUGUGUUGUGUUUGUUCUCUCCAUCAGAUUCCUGUCAACUCACAAUCGACACAAACACAGUAAACACAAACCUCAAACUGUCUGACAACAACAGGAAGGUGACACGUGUGGAGGAGGAUCAGUCGUAUCCUGAUCAUCCAGACAGAUUUGACUGGUAUCAGCUGCUGUGUGAAACUGGUCUGACUGGUCGCUGUUACUGGGAGGUGGAAUGGAGAGGAGUGGUUUAUAUAUCAGUGAGUUACAGAAGAAUCAGAAGGGAAGGACGCAGUAGUGGCUGUGUGUUUGGAUGUAAUGAUCAGUCCUGGAGUCUGUUCUGCUCUGAUGAAGGUUACUAUGUCCUUCACAAUAACAGUCCAACAUCCAUCAGUUCCUCCUCAGUCUCUGACAGAGUUUCAGUUUAUGUGGACGUUCCUGCUGGAACUCUGUCCUUCUACAGAGUCUCCUCUGACUCUCUGAUCCACCUCCACACCUUCAACACCACAUUCACUCAACCUCUCUAUCCUGGAUUUGGGUUCUAUCCUGGUUCCUCAGUGUUUCUGUGCUGAGUUGAGUCUCCAGAGUCUCCUCCUGGUAGAGAAACAGUGUUGAACAGAUAGUUGAGUCUCUCCAUGACUCUGUCCCUCAGAAACAUCUUUUCACAUUCAUGGAUUAAAUGUGUUUCUUUGUGAAAUCCUUCUAAAUGAUUCCUUGUCAACUUGUUCCUCUUCAAAGAUGGAAGUUGUGAUUAUUCCAGGAACCAAAUGUGGUGUUUGCAUCUUUUUCCAGUCAAAUGUUGAGAGUGAAAAUCAGGAUGUGGUGUUUCCUCUGAUGCUCACUUGAACUAAAAGCAUUUGAGCUGCACAAAGUGUGAAAUGAGAGAGGAAGCAGUGAAUCUACAAACUGCUGACAGACUUUCACACAUUAUUGUCCAGUGAAAAUCAGUUUUUUUUGCAGCCAGACUUGAUCCUGAUUUGAGUGUUUCAGUCCUGUUCUAGUGAUGA
Messenger RNA from Amphiprion ocellaris (clown anemonefish), 1089 nucleotides. Its product is annotated as stonustoxin subunit alpha-like. Gene Ontology annotation, molecular function: protein binding. The record is from RefSeq and is a predicted model, not a curated record. The transcript is spliced from 3 exons. NCBI's taxonomy places the organism in Eukaryota, Metazoa, Chordata, Actinopteri, Pomacentridae. Bases 1 to 654 code for a protein of 217 amino acids.